This is a messenger RNA of Thunnus maccoyii (southern bluefin tuna), 2301 nucleotides long. Its product is annotated as hematopoietic progenitor cell antigen CD34. Lineage: Eukaryota; Metazoa; Chordata; Actinopteri; Scombriformes; Scombridae. Gene Ontology annotation, cellular component: membrane. Gene Ontology annotation, biological process: cell adhesion. The record is from RefSeq and is a predicted model, not a curated record. The transcript is spliced from 8 exons. Bases 45 to 1022 code for a protein of 325 amino acids.
CUUUUGCGUUGCUUCUCAUCAGCUCACUCUUAAAUGCAGGAGUCAUGGCACAGGAAGAGGAAGUUGUCGAGGAGACAGCGCCACCUCUGGAAGCAGACGCAUACGUACGAGGAGACAUGAUUCCAAAGACAACUAUAGCUCCUGAUUUUUCAGAGUCAGAGGACCCACAAGGCCAAAUCCUCCUUUUCCCUACUAUGACAUCUGAGGAAACUACCGAGCAGACUACAGCAGCAAUGACAACAGAGGAGACAGCAGAGGCAGAGGCAGAGGGCAACCCUCCAGCUACAGAAGAGGCGGCUGACAAGGGAACAGAGUUCACAGUUGAGGUACAUACUGUCAAACCCAAAAUCGCGGAACCAGAGACCCAUGCUCCCCUGCCUUCGAGAGGCGACGGCGGCCCCAACAUCAUACCACAGCCGGUGCCACAGGAUGAUGUCGUCUGUGUUAGCAAAGAGGCGGUCCAGGAUAAAAACGCUGUCAAUCUGAAACUCAAGGCCUCCUCCAACUGUCAAGACACAAAAAUGAAGAUUCAAAGCGUUCUGCAGGAGCUGUGUGGUGAAGACUGUAAACUACAAAUCUACCAGGAGGACAACUCAGACCAAAUCCUUGUAUCUGGACCGUAUGUUGAAGGUGAUGUUGCAGGCAUGGCCAACAAGUUCAACAACGACAACAUCAAAGAUAAGACUGACAUUGAGGAGGCUGUUCCUCGUUGGGGGAAGAAUUCAAAGUUGGUGCUGGUUUCCCUGCUGCUGACAGGUCUAUUGCUGGCUGCGCUGCUGGUAGCUGGGUAUUACCUCAAGACCCACCGCAAGAACUCCAAAGGAGUCAGACUGGCCGAGUCUUUCCAGGUGGAUGAGGAGAACCAGGCCAACACUUUGGUGUCUGUGGCCCCCCUGCCCCAGGAACCCAUUGACAAGCCCACUGUUAAUGGAGAGUCUCCACCAGAAAAUGGGACCAAUGCCGCCCCCACCACUAACGGACACCCUGCCACCCAGACCCCGGUGGCUGACACUGAGAUGUGAAUCAUAACACCCCUGACCUCCUGUUCUACCCAUCACCCACCCAGACACAUAACUCACAAGCCCAUCCGCUGCCUCAGAGACUAUCCACACACUGAAACAAAUUCACCAUGAAUCCACCAGAUAGAUUCACCUCAACCUACACCUCUCGGGACAAUGAUGACUACAACGCUGAUGACUACGAUAACAAUAAUGACAAUGCCUGUAAUGUGAAAAGUUUGGGAUCACUGGCCUUUGCUGGUGUCAAGAGGAGCCUAUGUAUGCUGUGUUUGGGACUGGCCAGCAGGGCACUGACUGGGAUUAGUUAGCUGCCCUAACUUCAGUCUAGCAGUAACAAUUAUUAUAGAAUCAAAGUAAUGUCAAAUAUAUGCUGUUGAUCCCUGACAGAGAAGCACAGAAUUCUCUAUUAUUUCAAUCUACAAUUGUGGUGCAAUGAAACCAACGAAGCCAGGCAGUUGAAAGGAGACCAGAUUUUGUACUCUUGUAAAAAGGAUUGACACUAAUUGCUUGAUUGUUUUUUAUUUUCUAUGUGAUUGAGAAAAUGCUUUCGUAGCCUCCCUAUUUGCCUAAAGCUUGUUAACGCCUACAGUACCAGCCAAAGGUUUAAACACACUUGAAUGAAUGGGAAGGUGUGUCCGGACUUUUGACAGGUACUGUAUAAAGUGGAGAUUGGAGAUCCAAUAUUUUUUUAUUUACCCGUUGGCUGUAUUUUUCCCCGUCGACAACUGUCACACUUUGAUACAGAAAUUAUGCCAUAUUUGCAAAAAAUGGCUUGUUAUCAUUCUUAGCAUUCAUCAUAGAAACCAAAGACCGGUUGUUAUAGCAUUAGCAAGCUACAAAACCAUUAGAUAGAAAGCAUGUUCUUUGGUUUUACUGAGGAAUGAAAUAAUGCUGCCAAGCUAUUAUUAAUGUGCAAAUAUCAGCUGCAAACAAUCAAAGGCAGAAUUCCAACUGUUACCACUGUUUUUGGGAAUGGUAAACUGCAACAGCAUUUUUAAAUACACACAAAAAACACAAAACAGACAGGGAGGUUGUUUUAGUUUCCAGGCUGCUAAACAAAAUCACUGUAAUACAAUUCUUCCACACCAUACAGCAGGUUCAGCAUUCCUAAGACCACCUCUAUCCUCUUGUUGAUAUAAAACAUUUCUUUACAGUGAUACACAUUUUUUAGCUUCUCUUUUGAAUGACUGACUGCUUUCAUAAUGUACUGCAUGUGUAAAUAGCCUGCUUUUACUGUUAGUAGUAUCUGUGACUGACUCAUAAACUGUGAUUGUUGACAAUA